Messenger RNA from Rhizophagus irregularis DAOM 181602=DAOM 197198, 810 nucleotides. RefSeq lists its product as uncharacterized. The record is from RefSeq and is a predicted model, not a curated record. NCBI's taxonomy places the organism in Eukaryota, Fungi, Glomeromycota, Glomeromycetes, Glomerales, Glomeraceae. Gene Ontology annotation, molecular function: protein binding.
UUUUUAUCACAAAUACAUUGAUCGGACCAAUCAAUUUUUUCUUGCAUACCAUACAAGAAGUUUCAGGCAAACACAUCUUUCUCUUUGAUUUCUUUUUUUUAUAUAUUUUAUGGCAGACUCAGAAGGUGCAACAAAUAACGAACUUCUUUUGGUUGCUGCCAAACAAGAUUCUGAAGAUAUUUUAGAAGAUAUUUUUUCUCAACCGGGAACUUAUGAUAUAAAUCAUAGUGAUGCUAUCGGAAAUACUGCACUUCAUUACGCAGCUCAUUUUGGUUCUUUAACUGCUGCUGAAUUACUUUUACAACAGCCGAAUAUUAAGGUUAAUUUGCAAAAUAAGUUGGAACUUGAUACACCACUUCAUAAGGCUGUACAAUAUAAAGAUGAUCCUUCUGUAGCCUUAGAAAUAGCAAAACUAUUGAUUAAGCAUGGGGCCGACCCAACUAAACAAAAUAAAAAUAAACAAAAACCCCAACAAUUAGUUGAUUCAGGAAAUCAAGAAUUAAAAAAUUUACUUCAAAAAGCUGCAUUAGCUUUACAAGUGGAUGCAAGUGAUAUUGCUCAGGAAGACUCUGAUGAUGGUUCACCAAGUGAUGUUAGUGAUGAUUAAUGUUAAAAAUUUUUAUUUAGUUAUAAUAUCUUCUCUUUAUAUCAACAUUAUAUCUUAGUUUGUAGAACUUUGCGGGCAUAAUUGCCUGCUAAAAUCAUCAUCUAUUUUUAAAUAGCUAUAGGUUCAAACUAUAUAUAUUAAUAAUAAAUUUUUAACUUAAUAAUUAUAAAUAAAGUUUGCCAUAGGCCAAAGUAAUACCAUUA